AUUAAGACAUCAUCCUCUAAGCAUGCCGAUGGUCGCAAGUUUUAGGUGUGCUAAAAUAAACUCCGUCCCUUCCCACCGGGUUCACAAGAGAGAGAGAGAGAGAGAGAGAGAGAGCGUGUUUUCUGAAGAGGAGCGGAGGGCAUAAGAUCGAUUUAGGGCUUCUAUCGAGAGAGAGAGAGAGAGAGAGAGGGAAGGGUGAGGAUCUACUAUGGCGACGUACAAUCUCUUCGUGAAGCUCUUGGAUGGGAAAACCCUAACCCUAAGGCUCGACACUCCAACCAUAACCGGUGAGUUAAUCAAGCACCGCCUCUACGGCACCACCCGCAUUCCUGUCGACCACCAACUCCUCCUUGCUGAGGGCCGCCACAUCUACUCCGAUACCCUGAUCUGCGCUCCCGCCAAUACUCGUCUCUUCCCCACGGUGCACUUGUUGCUCCGCCUCCUCGGUGGCAAGGGCGGUUUCGGUUCUCUUCUCCGCGGCGCCGCUUCCAAAGCCGGCCAAAAAAAGACCAAUAACUUUGACGCCUGCCGCGACAUGAGCGGUCGGCGGCUGCGACACGUCAAUGCCGAGAAGAAGCUCGAGGAAUGGCAGGCGGAGGCGGAGCAGCGGCGGCUGGAGAAGAUUGCGGAGGAGUUUAUCAAGAAGAAGGCGAAGACCGGCAAGAAACUCGGGAACGGGGAGACGGAGAAGUAUGUGGCAAGGUAUAGGGAGGAAUCGGCAAAGUGUGUGGAGGCGGUGGAGGCUUCUGUGCGCGAUGCGUUGGAGGUUUAUAAGAAUUCAAAGCGAAAAUCUGUGGUUGUGCCCGAAGCGGAAUCUAAAAGAUUGAAGAUUUGGACGGGAAAGAAAAGCUUGGAUGAAAGUGAUAGUGAUAUGGAUGAAGAAGACAGUGACGAGGAUGACGAUAAGGAGGAAGAAAAUGAGAAAUCUGUUGUUUUAGAUAGUGGAAAUAAUUCAGAUUCCAACAAGGAAAUGGAGGGGAGCUCUAGAUCCCUUUCUUGUGGGAAGUUAGUGGGAGAAUGUUCCAAUGGAGGUUCAUCUGACAGCGGUUCUGAAGAAGAGAAAGAGAUUGUUUUACGAGGAAGCUUGGAAUCUAGCAUAAAUCCUGGUAAACUUGAGGCUCCUGAGGAAGUGAAUGGUGGUGUGGUUGAGCCUGAGGUUUAUGAAGAAAAGGUGGUUCAUAGUACCUCUUAUUUGGAGGCAGUAGUAGUUUUGGAAACUGACGCAGCUCAGGCUGAAAAUUUGGAUUCCCAUGAACCCAAAUCUGGAAUUGAAGAAAUAGCUAGUCAACAGGAAGGCACGUGUUGUCCAGGGGCAGAGCAAGAUUUUGAAGUCAAACAGGUUGAUGCUAGAGCAAAUGGUUUUCCAGAGUCAAAAUCAGGAGUUAAUGAAGGAACAGAGUUUGCUAGCAAAGAAGAUUUAGAGUUGGAAAAGCCGCUAAAUUUUGAUGAAUUUAAUUCUGCAACUGAGAUGGAGGCUCUAGGAAUGGAGAAGUUAAAAUCUGAGCUGCAGGCACGGGGGUUAAAAUGUGGGGGUACCUUGCAAGAGCGGGCUGCCAGGCUUUUCCUUCUCAAGACCACGCCCAUAGAAAAGCUUCCAAAGAAGUUGCUUGCCAAGAAAUGAUGUUACCAUGUGCCUGACUGCAUGAGGAAGAAUUCGGUUUUGCAAAAAUAAUCUGCUUUCUAAACUGUAACCUGUAUCUAUGAUUGGUCUUGCAUCUGUAUGUAUGUGGAUUUACGACCACCCUGGAAGCCUGAAGGAUGUUAGUUUUCCUCCUUUUCUAAGACAUACAUAGAUUUGUAUCCUAGCUACCCGACACAACAAGCGAUUUCAUUUUCAAUGAGCGCUGCACUGAUAUUUUUUUAAUUGCUUAUUUAGUUAGUAGUAAUUCUCAGUGACUUCUAAUGUUUUCUUGAUCAUCCAUCCAAAUAAAUUUCAAUCACACGAAUGCAUAGUUUUAACUC
Messenger RNA from Malania oleifera, 1962 nucleotides. RefSeq lists its product as uncharacterized. Gene Ontology annotation, cellular component: nucleus. Gene Ontology annotation, molecular function: protein binding. Lineage: Eukaryota; Viridiplantae; Streptophyta; Magnoliopsida; Santalales; Ximeniaceae. The coding region runs from base 209 to 1621 and encodes 470 amino acids. The transcript has 3 exons. The record is from RefSeq and is a predicted model, not a curated record.